UCGGCCCGCCCUCAUUUGGAUCACCAAAACAUCAGCGGACCGGAGAACCGCCCCGCUUCUACCGGACUGAUUCUGCCCCGGCUCUGCGAGGCUCUGACCCGGCUCUGCGAGGCUCUGUCCCGGGCUGUGUCUGCGGUUGCGGCUCAGAGCGGCGGAGCAGGAGGAGCAGCAGGCGGAGGAGCAAGUAUUUGUGCAGAUGAGACUUCGACCUUCUGGAUUAAAGUGUCAUCAUUAUUUAUCCUGCGCCCAGUGCAUCAUGGGAUCUGCAGUCCUCCCCGUGCUCCUCCUCUCCCUGGUGACAGCAUCAGUGUGUGCUGAAAUGAGCGGGACCAGCCAAGGUGGCGCUGUCCUGUGCCCUCUGCAGUGUGUGUGUGAGACGCGACCCUGGUACACCCCACAGUCUUUGCAUCACCAGGCCCAGACGGUCGACUGCAAUGAACUUCAUCUGCAGAGAGUACCAGCCAACGUCUCUGCUGACACACAGGUGCUGCUGCUGCAGAGUAACAACAUCUCUUCUAUAACUACCGAACUGCAGAGUCUGACUAACCUGACAGAGCUCGACCUGUCCCAGAACCACUUCACACAGGUGAGUGCCGUGGGCCUCUCCUCUCUUGGCCGCCUGGUGACUCUGUACCUGGAGGAGAACCACAUUGAGGAGCUGGAGGACUUCUGUCUGAAGAACCUGUCCAGUCUGGAAGAGCUCUACAUCAACCAUAACCACAUCUCCUCCAUCGGGCCCAAAGCCUUUGCCGGCCUCACCAACUUGCUGCGGCUCCACCUGAACUCCAACCGUCUGGUGGCUAUUGACAGUCGCUGGUUUGAGUCUCUGCCAUCCCUGGAAAUUCUGAUGAUUGGGGAAAACCCUAUCCUGGGUCUGGAGGAGAAGAACUUCUUGCCUCUGUCCCACCUCCACAGCCUGGUCCUUGCAGGAAUGGGACUGGCCUCGGUCCCCUCCGCUGCUUUCUUGGGCCUGGAAUACCUGGAGAGCCUCUCUUUCUAUGACAACCAUCUCAGGUCUGUUCCUCGCGAUGCCCUGAGCGUGCUCCCAAACCUGAAGUUCCUAGACCUGAACAGGAACCCAAUCAGCCGAAUCCAGCAGGGAGAUUUCCAGAACCUUCAGCACCUGGAGGAACUCAGUCUGAACAACAUGGAGGACCUGCUGAUGGUAGAGAAAGCAGCUUUUCAAAACCUUCCAGAACUUGCCAAACUGGAGCUCUGCAACAACCCGCGACUGUCCUACAUCGACCCACAGGCCUUCAGUAACCUGCCCUCCCUCCGGACUCUCCUCCUUCAUAAUAACCAGCUCAGCCUCCUCUCUGGAGACCUCCUCUCCUCCCUCCGCUCUCUAGAGGAGGUUUCUCUUCACUCAAACCCUCUGCGCUGCGACUGUCUCUCCUCCUGGGGGCCUCACUUUGGUAACCAAUCACACCUCAAGCUGCUGGAUUCCUCCAUCACCAUCUGCUCCUCCCCAUCUCACCUGAUCGGUCAGGAGUUGCGGGAGGUGGUGGCGGUUGGAUGGGGCGGGGGCGGGACCAACAGCUGCCUGCCUCACAUCACCCCUCAUGCCUUUCCAUCGACCAUGAACGUCAGCGCUGGGCAGCCAAUCACACUGGAGUGCUGGGCAGACGCUGAUCCCGCCCCACAGUUCUAUUGGGUGACGCCAAAUGGUGACAAGGUGAGCUCAGAGGCAGUGGCGGCACCAAUCAUAUCAGAGCAGGGGCGUGGCCUGAGCAGGAGGAAGAAGAAGAAGCACCGGAUGUCAGAUCCUGGCGCAUUGGUGAUUGAACAUGCAGAGCCAUCAGACGCAGGUGUGUACACCUGUGUAGCCUGGAACAUCGAGGGAGCAGACACCAAGAGUAUCUCGGUGUCUGUAGACUCUCAGGGAUAUGGUGGCUCUUGGUCUGGUGGGGGGAAUGACCCCAACAGGGACAAGAUCUGGCUGGGGAACUCGUCCAGUGGUGCAGCCUCUCUUGUGGUGCUCGCUAAGGUGGUUCACGCCCAGUCUGUGGUGUUGGAGUGGAAGUUGUAUCCCAGUGGAGGAGCUUCGACUGUGAGUUCAAACCAUCAUGACAUCCCCCUCCCUCUUCCCCGGUGGACGAGUGCAACCGUGCACAUUGACAACCCUCAGAUCAGCUACACCGCCAAGGUCCCAGUUGACGUGCAGGAGUAUAAUCUGACUCAUCUCCUUCCUGCCACUGAAUACCACGUCUGCCUCACGGUCUCCUCCUUUCCUCUUUACACCACCUUUCCUUCCUCCUCUCCUAGCACUUCCCCUACUCCUGUGUCUCCUUCCUCCUCCCUCCCCUCUGGUCCUAUCCACACCUCCUGUCUGAACAUCACCACUAAGGAGGCGGGUUUCUCAGUGGAGCUUGUAGCAUCGCGGCGCAACAGCGUGGCACUGGCGGCCGUAAUGGGCUCCAUGUUCGCUUUGUCCAUCAUGGCGCUGCUGGUGGUGUACAUGGGCCGGCGCGUGCAGCAGCACAAGUCCUGCGGCCACUCGCUGAAGAAGUACAUGCAGCAUGCCACAUCCAUCGGUCUGAAUGAGCUUUACCCGCCGCUCAUCACGCUGUGGGAGAGCGAGGCCGAGAAGGACAAGGAUGACAAAGAGGAGGAGGAAGAGAGGGAGGGAGGCGGGAGAGGGGAGGAGGCGGGCGGGAGUCAGAUCGACACCACAAAGACGUACAUGUGGUAGCUGAAGGAGGGUGGAGGGCGAGGUUUGACAGACACUUGAAGGGGACGAGGACUGACAGAAGUGAAGCUUGAUGGAUGGAAGGGGUCAUGUGACUCGAUGAGGAGCCUGACAGUCAAAAAAGAUGGGUAAAGAUGUCCAAACACACCUGACUGCUGCGAGAGGGGAAGGUGUGAACUGAUCAAUACAGCAGGACACCCAUCUCAGCUCUCUUAAAAGAAUUUUCUUUUGUAUGCUUCAGUCCAUUAAUUACAAACCAGCAAUCAUCUUGCUCCUGCUAAUCACUUCCCAUCAUGAGCUGUUAAUUAGAUCCAUUUCCUUUCUUCCAGGUGACCGCUUCCAUCCCAGAUAGGAUAAACUAUAUAGGCACCUUUAAAGUCAGUUCAUUUAUGCAGUUUAAUUUUGUUUUUCUGUAAUUAUUGAGCGACAAAAUCGAAGGUUGGAAAAUGAAGCCAAAGCUGAGGUGCCAAAAACUGCAGUUCUGCUAAUGUCCACCAGAGGCAGGCUCCAAAAGUGAGUGGAUUCCCAUAGACUCCAAUGUUAAACUGCUCACCUAAACAUGUUUACAGCCUGCUACAAAAAGCAGUUUGGGCCCUGUGAAUAGUAUCCCUUUUUAUGGUUCAUUGAAUACGAUUACAGUCUUGAUAUCUGGCUUGCAACUGCUUUGACUGCUUUGAUAAAUAACAAAUGUUUCCAGCUAAAAGCCAAAGGAACAAAAUGUGGAUUUCCAUUUUAAUUGCCACAUAAAUUUAUUUUACGUGGCGUAAAAUGUUCUUUGAGCACACUGACUGUAGAUUUUCUCUCAAAUCUGUUUUUGAAAUAAUGACAAAAGUCAUCAAGUGACCUUGAGAUUUGUAAGGAUCACCAGAACUGGUCAGCAGCUCAGCUGCAGCAUUCUGGACCAACAUCUGUACAUAGUGAACUGCAGCAGUCCAGCCCAGAGGUAAUGACAUAAUGAGUGACUUUUUCAGGGAAAGGAAGAGUUUGACACCAAUGAUCUGAGAACCAGAAAUAUUAUCAAGUGCAAUCCAGGAAGAAUGUUCAGUUUUAUUUUAUUGCAUUUGGGGAAACUUAGCAACAUACAGUUUUUAAUAUUACCCAACACUUGGAGAGAGUGGGGAGAAAAAAAACCUUUAAACAGGAAGAAACCUCUGAGAAACCCAGGAUUAGGGAGGCGUCUGCUCUGACUGGCUGUGAGAGGAGCGCUGGGAUCUGUCGAAAGUUAAAAUGAAUUUCUGAUUUGUGGUUUAUGGGCUGAAGCACAAAAACAGUGAUGAAAGUUUCUGUUUCUUUCGGGGUUUUUCUGAGCAUUUCUCAAAGCUUCAUUCUUCUUCUGUCAAACUGGAGGAACUGCAGGACACAUUUAAUACAGGGGCAUUAAGAAGAGGUCGCUUCUCAGAUGCACUUCUCAAACUGUGGGUCGGGGCCCCGUUGUUGGGCCGGCAGCUGGUUUAAACGGGACAUCUCUUCUGAGGAGAGCCCAGUGAGUCCAGCUGUUUCACCUCUGUCCCCCCUUCUCCCUUUCUCUAUCUCCUCUCUGUCAAGCACACUGACAGUAGCUCUGCUGUUAAAAAAAACGGAUUAUUGUAAUUUAGUUCAUCUGAUGAACACAAAUGCAGCACUAACAUGCAGCACAGGUAGCCAUGUGGAAUAUCUCACUUUAAAUGUCUUUGGAGAUGGUUAAAGGUCCCGUAUUCACAUUCCUGUUAGCUGGACUGAAGAUUCACUCAUCAGAGAGGUGUCUGACGAAAACAAGGCUGCGGGCAUUUUGGAGUUAAAGCAGGUGGUGCUGAAGUUCACAGAGAUGUAUUUAACAGCAAUUUCAAAGCAACAAAAUAGACUUCUUUUUUUUUUUUUAAGUUAAAAGCAUUCGGAGUGUGGCAGUGAUGCUUAGAAAUUCAUAAUGGAUAAGAAAAAGCUUUUAGGGAUGCACUGAUAUAUCGGCCUGAUAUUGGUAUCGGUCCUAUUGUCUGAUAUUGGCAAAUGAGAUGUAUUUACUGCCGGGUCACAGCAAACAGUUGCACUGAAUUGAUUAAUGGCGUAAAGACUAAACAGACUAAAAACAUAUUGGUAUCGGUUUAUUUUGAAUAUCGGCCCAGAACCUCCCAGCAGGAUCACCCCUGAAAGCUGUCAGGCCGAGCGUUGGGAAAACACUCCGUCACAGAUGUUUUAGCUCCAGAUUCGCCUCUACAUCAAUCUCAGGGUCUCUUCACAGCUAAAACUCUGAACCAGGUUCAUGUUUUGUUUUGGUUUCAUGUCGCGUUUAUGCAAAAAAAAAAAUCUAUAUGACAUAACCAUGACUGUCGUUGUUGGCGGCGUCUCCUGAUACACGACGGCUGGUGUUACCGUGUUGUGAGCUCAGCAGGUGGCGAUCGAUCAGCGUUUUAAUUCAUCAACAGAUUCUUUCACAUCAAGCUAUAGAACAGCCCAUUUACCAGGAGUCCUUUUACUGCUGCUUUUUCAGGAGCUUGAUGGGACACGUUCUGCUUUUUGCAUUAUCUGUCAUAUAUUUGACACCAGAUGCUUCGAUUUAAAAGUGGAAGUUUCAAAUAAUCAGCUAAAUUCAGUGAUUCAAAAGCUUCAGACUGCUCUGAAUUCUCCCCAGCCUUUUUCAGUCUGCAGAAAUGGCCAGUAUGAAAUACAUAAGGAUUUUUUUUUCUUGUUAACUGUAAAUCCUGCAAAGCUACUCUAGAGGAGUUCCAGGACAAAAAUAAGCCAGCUAGAUCUCUUUAGCUCAUUAGUUCAUGGGCCACAUAGAGCCCGAUUUCAUAAGUGGGUCAAAGCAAUAAACCCAGUGUUAACCAAUCAUUCUGUCAGUGAUUCAGACUGUUUCAGUCAACACAAAACUUCCUGGUGUGCAGUUCAGUGAAAGGUCCAAAAAUGCUCCUCCUGCCACAUGUUGGACACCUCUGCUUUAGAUCCAGCGGUUUCAGGGAAGCGGUAUGAUCUUCCUCCUGUUCAUCUGCCGGGGAGCCUUGUGGAUUUUUUGGAAAAAAAUCUUUAAAACCAUUUUAUUUGCUAAAAGCAACACUGCACACAUUAUUUUCCAACUGUACUUUCAGAACUUGAUGUUCAUCCUCUUUCAGGUCAGCUUCAAACCAAACACAAGCAUCCACUUCCAGUCUGAAUACGGGACCUUUAACCUUCCUGAAAUUCCACGUCACUGGACGCACUUGUCUUCAUCAGCAGCAUGAAUGCAUAACUUUAUAUAUUUCACUGCGUCGGAAGCAGUGCUCCGUGCACGGACACUAAUGGUGACCAUGUCCUGCUUUUGUCUGUUCACUAAUGCAGAGUUGUAUCCUCUGACUCUUUUCUAUCCUGUGACGUCCUCUGGGUUUGUCGCCCUUGGGGGGGCGGGUGUUGCUGCAUGCCUUUGCACUCAUGUUUAGGACUGUUUGUAUAAAACCACGUCUGCGUAGCAGCCUGCAAACUGCUGGAGGAGCGCUGGGUCCAGGAUCACACACCGAAUCUGCUCCCGAACACAAACACUCUGCUUUCACCAACGGAAAAAAGACUUUGGGGUUUUUUUUUUUUCUUCACUAUUGUUGCAUCAUGUUUCACUUCUUCUCAUCUGAGUAACUGUAGAGUCAUUUCUUCCCUCUGAGUCACUCUCUUCUCCCUCCGCCUGUUUCCAUCAUCUGUAACUUCUGUUUGACAAUUUUUAUUUUAUUUUUAUUUCAUCUCUGAACUCACUGUAAGACUUUAUGAAGUUAUUUCCUCUGUGGUAGUGAAACAGAAGCUCCUGCAUUUCACACAGAGGUUAACAAACAUUUAAUUGACUGAAAAAUCCAAACUGCAGGACUCUUUUUGAAAGCUCUUGUUGCUUUGAUAGCCUUUUGAUGACUAACACUGUGGAAUAAAGCAUCAGCAAGAACGA
This is a messenger RNA of Archocentrus centrarchus (flier cichlid), 6566 nucleotides long. Its product is annotated as leucine-rich repeat neuronal protein 1. Gene Ontology annotation, cellular component: extracellular matrix. The transcript is spliced from 13 exons. Lineage: Eukaryota; Metazoa; Chordata; Actinopteri; Cichliformes; Cichlidae. Gene Ontology annotation, molecular function: protein binding. The coding region runs from base 197 to 2692 and encodes 831 amino acids. The record is from RefSeq and is a predicted model, not a curated record.